UACUUUAUGACCAACUGAAACCUUAUGUUGAUAAUGUCCAUCUGCAUGGUUGGAACAAUCCAAUAAGAGUUACCCAGUUACCCUCACUGGAAUGAAUGGGUAGGGAAGCCCCUGCGGUUUGAUGGCUGAUGAGCUAAGAACAAACAAAGGCCAAUGGAAUCUGCUGAAACACAAACAGUAGUAGAUAGUAGUAAGAACAGGGUGUUGCUACUGAGGACCCUGACCUGUUGCCCUUUUGUUAUUUUAGCAACUCAGCCCCCACGUACUCAUUAACCUUUUAUAUGAGACUGUGCAAAGAGACCCCCCUCUCCAUCCCAGAGUGCAACACUAUAUAAUUCCAUCCCCAGGAGGAGACGGUAUCAGCAGUUGAGUGAGGACACAAUGGAGCGGCUGUGUAUCCUGGUUCUGUGUGUGCUGGUUCCCCUGUGCCGGGCUGAGAGCCCACUAUCGCCUGUUGUGAGCCCAAUAGACUGCAAUGCUACUGAGUUUGAAGCAGGGGUAGCGCUGGACUUGAUCAAUGAGGAUCGGCGCACUGGUUUUGUCUUCAAACCCCUCCAUGUAGUUGAGGCGCAGGAGCAGGAGGUCCAGUCCCAUUUAUACCCAGCGAGUACCAUAUAUUACCUGACCAUAGACGUCCUGGAAACCACCUGUUCUGUCCUGAGUGGGAAAUCAUGGAAAGAUUGCAGUGAGCCUUCCUCCUUCCAUUUGUGGGUGUUUGGCCAGUGUAAGGCUAUUAUUCUCCUAUCCCUACCCUGGAGGGUACAGAAGCUGCUGAACUACAACUGCACCACUGCGUCAGUUCCUGCCAGCGCCAUCCUCCAGACCUGCCCCGACUGCCCAACCCCCACAUGGGAAAUCAGCCCUAAAACAAGGAAAAUGGCCGACAAACUGCUUGGGGACUUCAACAAGGAGAGCAACAGCACCAGGCACUUCAGAUCGGACCAUAUAGAGAGGGAGACAUCCCAGUGGGUGAUUGGACCGUCCUAUUUCAUCAAGUUUACCAUAAAGGAAACUGAGUGCCUGAAAAAAACCAAGAAGAAUGUGAAUCUGAUGGACUGCAAGUUCCUGGAGGACAAAGAUGCGCGCGUUGGCUUCUGUGAGGGCAGCAUAAUGACCAACUCCCAUACGGGCGAGGAACACAAGCAGGUUACCUGUGAAGUCUAUGAACCCAAGGUGGACAGGUCUCCUGAAACCGAUUAUCAUGGACCUCAUGCAUUCAUUCGUGGAAGAGAGAUCCAGUUAGAGGGGCAAGAAAAGCCUGGAGCAGCUGGAAAAGUCCAUGAAGAGCCACAUCCUUCCCAAAAGGGGAAAAAACCUGACCAUCCUCCAAAAGAUUCUUCUCACAAGGACCAUAGUGGCUCCUCUGAAGAGCACGGGGAGAAGAAACCCAGUGUCAGGAAGCCAAAAGGUUUAGUCCAGAACUUCCGCCUGAAUGAUUCUGAUGUUCUGCCAGCUCCCGCCAUCACCAUCAGCAUCCCCCCAUUGCCCACUCGUCCUGAGGUCAGAUCUGAGUUCAUUGAAUUCCCAGAAACAGAUUCCAUCCUGCCCACCUGUCCUUGGACCAAGGAGGACAAACCUGAGAUUUUACAGUAUUUACCUCGUAAACAUAAUCAGGUCUCAGCCGAUAUUUAGGGCGAAAAGAAUAAAGUCUUGGUUGUUUAUA
This is a messenger RNA of Xenopus tropicalis (tropical clawed frog), 1663 nucleotides long. Its product is annotated as fetuin-B. The transcript has 7 exons. Bases 382 to 1632 code for a protein of 416 amino acids. The record is from RefSeq and is a predicted model, not a curated record. Lineage: Eukaryota; Metazoa; Chordata; Amphibia; Anura; Pipidae.